Molecule: messenger RNA, 1224 nt
Organism: Colletotrichum spaethianum
Lineage: Eukaryota; Fungi; Ascomycota; Sordariomycetes; Glomerellales; Glomerellaceae
Product: maltose permease MAL31
Exons: 3
Coding region: 1-1224 (407 amino acids)
Biological process (GO): transmembrane transport; carbohydrate transport
Cellular component (GO): membrane
Molecular function (GO): carbohydrate:proton symporter activity
Source: RefSeq, a predicted model, not a curated record
AUGGGUAACCCCGUCGGCCAAGUCGUCGGCGCUCUGUUCGCGGCGUACCCCAUGGACUGGUUCGGUCGGAAGUUGACAUUCGCCGCAUGCGUGGUGUUGACCGCCGGCAUCGUGUUCAUACAGUUUUUCGCGCGUUCCUUAUCCGUCUUACUGGUGGGCGAGCUUCUCGGGGCCUCGUCCUGGGUAUCUCUUCGUGGCCAUCUCACGUCCUACGUCAACCUCUGCUUCGUCAUGGGCCAGCUUCUGGCUAACGGAGUGACGGCCGGGACGUCAAAGCUCGAUACUCACUGGGCGUACUCUCUCCCCUUCGCGCUGCAGUGGUUCUGGAUCCUUGUCAUCCUCCCCGGCCUGCUCUUCAUACCAGAGAGCCCCUGGUGGCUGGUUCGUAAGGGCAGGAUGGACGACGCAGAGAAGAGCCUCCGUCAGCUGGCUUCCACGAAAGUCAACGUCGCCGCUUCCUUGGCAUUCAUUGUUGAAACCGACAGGCUCGAGCAAGAGCUUGAAGCAGGCAGUACGUACCGGGACUGCCUGAAGGGCGUCAACUUGAGACGAACCGAGAUUUCAGUCGGAGUCUACUGCACCCAGGUUCUUAGCGGCAUAUAUCUCAUUAACUACGGCACGUACUUCUUUCAGCAAGCCGGCCUGCCUACUGACAAGGCAUUUGACAUGGCUAUUGGAUUCCUUGCCGUCGGAUUCCUCGGCACUGUCACAUCUUGGUACUUCUUGAUCCACUACGGCAGACGACCCAUCUACAUCAUCGGAUUGGCCUCCUUGGUGGUCUUGCAGCUUCUCAUCGGCAUUCUUGAUUGUGUCCCAGGGCGGCCGAAGGGCGUUGCUUGGGCAGAAUCGUCCCUGAUGCUCAUCUGGAACUUUGCCUACGAUCUAUCUGUUGGUCCCAUCUGUUUUGUCCUCAUCUCCGAAGCCUCGGCCACAAGAGUCCGAUCGAAGACGAUUGCUCUUGCCACCGCUGCCCAGGGUGUCCUCGGAAUCAUCAUGACUGUUGCUAUACCAUACAUGAUCAACCCAGACGAGGCAAACAUGCAGGGGAAGCUGGGGUUCUUCUUCGGAGGCCUGGCGGCCCUGUGCUUCAUCUGGGCCUGGUUCCGCGUCCCCGAGACCAUGGGGCGCACUUACGAAGAGCUCGACAUCUUGUUCGAAAAGCGAGUCCCGGCGCGUAAAUUCAAGGGUUACGUCGUCGAAGGCAUGACUUCCGCUGAACAUUAG